GAGAGCGAGCAGCGCGGCCAGAGGACUACCAGCACUAUACGCAGCGGACAGAAAGUGGAAGGCGAAAAAUAACUCGAAGCGACAGCUCUCCGUAUGCCAAUGUUCAAAAAUAUACAAUUCCGAUAGAGGCCAAGGGAGCGAGAAUCAGACGCAGAAAAUUUGAGCUUUGGUCAUCUAAAAGAGGAGUCAUAAAGAUGUCGUCUCCAAGUCCGGGCAAAAGACGAAUGGACACCGACGUGGUGAAACUCAUUGAGAGUAAACAUGAAGUCACAAUCCUAAGUGGACUCAACGAAUUUGUAGUGAAGUUUUAUGGACCACAAGGAACACCGUAUGAAGGAGGCGUCUGGAAGGUGCGAGUAGAUCUUCCAGACAAAUAUCCCUUCAAAUCGCCAUCUAUAGGAUUUAUGAAUAAGAUUUUUCAUCCAAACAUCGAUGAAGCGUCAGGAACCGUUUGUUUAGAUGUGAUUAACCAGACAUGGACCGCUCUAUAUGAUCUCACCAAUAUCUUUGAGUCAUUUUUGCCACAGUUGCUGGCCUACCCGAACCCCAUCGACCCUCUGAACGGGGAUGCAGCAGCCAUGUACCUGCACCGGCCAGAGGACUACAAACAGAAAAUCAAAGAAUACAUCCAGAAAUAUGCAACAGAGGAGGCUCUGAAAGAGCAGGAGGAAGGAGCAGGUGACUCCUCUUCAGAAAGCUCCAUGUCUGACUUUUCAGAGGAUGAAGCUCAGGACAUGGAGUUGUAGUUAAGGGCGACAGUUCCUCCCCUUUACCACAGAGACUAUAUGAUUUCCUAACCAUGCGAAGCAGACUAUAAAAGAUUCAUAUUUAAACAAGGUGAUUUUUUUUUUAUCGUUAUUAUUACUAAACCAGGAUUUUUAUGGAUAUCUAGCAUUGACGAUGAAUAAGGCACCCUCUUUAGGUGUGCUAUCUCUACUUCUUGGUGGUUGUUUUUUUUCUCUCUUUCACCCUCUCACUCGCUCUCUCCAUCACCCCACCAAAAGAAAGGCUUGUAGUGUUUCUCGCUUGAUUCCACAUUGGUAGCUGCAUAGCUGGAAUGCAUGUCAUCACCUCCCUAAUCCACCUUUUUCCGACGCAGACUGAUGGACUAAACGGGCCUACUGAUGCCGAGGCUGUUAUUUAUGUGGGGGUGCCCAUUUUCCCCUUGUGAUGUUACUAACGUACCAGAGACAACCGAGGGGUCUGGUUUCACUCUAAUAUGAGUCCCCUCAGCUUAGACCUAUUGCAAGGACAGUCUUCAGCUUGUCUUCAGGAUGCAAUUGGACGUAUUUUGCCAGACAUACUUCUCAUUUCCUCCCUCCUCAAUGAUUUGAUUGAUUUAUUUAUUUUUUAUCAUUCCCGCACAAGUCAUUUUGAAUUAUCGUUGCUUCCCUGGUUGUCCUGUUUGUUUAUUCUUUAUUGUUUUCUCUUUAAAAUGUUUUUUUCUUUCUUUUUUUUUUUAUUAAGAUGCAAGCGCCAAAAGAGGAAUGGCAGAUUCAGGAUCCAUUUUAUGACCCCUUUUCCCAUUUAAUAUUUUUAUUUGGGUCUCACCUUGGGAGGGAAAUGCAGAUGUUUCCAUGCUGUUUGUUGAAAUGAUCAUCAGGAUUUUACGGAACGCUGCACAAUUUCUGCUAACCAGUCAAGCUAACGGUAGUGCUCCAGUGUGUUUACUGCAGACAAUAUCUGUUAAACUCCCUUUAAAUUCCAAAAUCGUGACUUUGGCGUCUUUUUAAGAGGAUGUAGAUGUAGAGGCUAGUGCACAGAGAUUCAACAGAAGCUCACAACUUCUCCACUUGCUCAAAACUUUUUGGCAGUUGUCCCUUGUGGAAGUCCUACACUUCAAAACGUGGCUGGAUUCUAUGACUCUAUGCCAUCUGAACUUCCACGGUGAUCACAAAAUGACCAAGAAUGGAGUGCAAAUCUUAAUUUUCUAAAGAUUUUCCUAAAGAAACCAGAGGAACAGUGUUGUCUGUUGCCCAACCUGGCUUCUCCCACUUUUAUUUUGUAAUAAUAUUGUAUGAAAGUCUUUUGUCUUUUUCUAUUUUUGUCCCUCCCUGUCUUGCACCUCUCUCUUUUGAACUCUUAUUUACAAAUAUCUUUUUGUACAUUGUGGUAUGAUGCAUAAGUGGAGUUGUGCAGGACUUUGUUGGUCUAGCCUAGAAGAAAUGUUAAAGAGAAAUGAUUUUUUUCUGAACAUUUGUAGAGUUCAUCAUCUUUCCUAUUGCUUGUGCAUAACUAUGAUAGCUGUUGUUUGACCUCAUGUAGAUCUAGUUAGUUUUCUGGGUGGUGAAAUCAAAGUAGAUGUUCAUAUGGAUUUAGGUUAUGUAAUCCUGCUUGUCUGAAGACAGAUUUUAUCCAAUGGAUUAGAUUUGGUUAGAUCUGCCUUGAUCGAUUAGGACACACAAGCAACAAUAUGUGUUUUUUGGGGAGGAGUGAGUAACAUUUACUACCAUGGGGGUGGAUUUUUUGCUGAGAUGAUGUGAUAACAGGGCAGAUAUCUUCUGUUUAAAGAGCUUUGAAUUUCAUAAAGCACCUGCAGAUAUCAUCCGUGGCAUGUUGGUAUGAAACAUUAAGAACCAGAUUUGGUUUGUGUGUGUGUUUCAGUAUUCUCACUAAUUCUCUCAUUCUGACAACAGAGUGACCUUGCAAAUUCAUUCAUUGUCCAAUUUGAAUAAAACAGGGUCAAAGUCCAUUUGAUGUAUGCCAUGCAGAAGAGGGAAGGUUUUUCUGUUCAAAAUUUGGCUUAUGUGGUUAUUCCUGAGCUGCCUAUAUUUAUCCUGCGGAGUGGCUUUUUUUGUUUGUUUUUUGCGUUCUUUCCUGUUUCCUGUAUUUUCUAAUUAAAUCAAUGCUUUAUGGGCAAGUAUGAGUUUUAGCCCGAGUCAAGAAUUGGCCGAAUAGUGCAAUGGAGAAAAUCUCAGUUUAAAAUAUUUUCCUCUCUCUCAAGUCUGACACUGUUGAUGGGGUUUUAGAUUUUCUAAGGAAGAGGGGUAUUUGUGUGAGAGAUGUUGGAAAUAGUCGUAAGGUUAAAUGCACCUGUGUCUCACAGUCUGAGGGAGAGAUAUAUUUUAUAAAUGUGGCAGCAUGACGUGUAGAAACGGCUUGUUUUACAUGCAACACAGCUUUCCCUUAUGUCUGAGACACAAAAUGUUUCUCAGCUGUGGUUUGGUUGCUAUGGUAAACAUUUUGGAAUGUAUAGCAACACACCCUAUGUGUGGGCCAGACGAGAUGACAAACUCCGCUUUUCUCUUUCAUUUCAGUUUUAUUUUUGCCCCCUGAACUUUAACAAAGUGUAACGCGAGAGACAAAAUGUGGAAACUUAGUUAAAAUAUUUUUUUCUUUGUUUUUAUCUGUCAUGUCAAAGAGUAAAAUUACUAAAGAAUCUGAGAAUCUCAAAUAAACAAAUGUAUAAGUGUGCUUCCAUUUACAAGUUUAAUUAGAAAUUAUAUUGAAAUUGUUGUGAAUGUAUUUUUCCUUUUACUAAUUUUUGGAUUCCUUUCUCCCCAUGUCAAUACAAUGAGGGUACCCAUUUGGAGCAGGUAACGUGCAGUAAGUUGAGGGUAUCUGCACAGGUGUUUGGGAUUGGAGUGUGCUCUUGGGAGGGAGUUUUUCUGUUUUUAGUUUAGUGGGUGGGGUGGAAUACAUAAUUACAGUUUGUCCUUUGUUUUUUGCACCCUUAAGCCCCCAAUGCUUACACAUGUGCACACACAAACACUCACAUACACAUUCAGGGGAUAGCAGUUAUUAUUGUCAAGGUAUAAAGCUGUUUGUUUGCCUGAGAGAAAGGAAGAAUAGAGAUCUGCCUUCCAUGGCCUCAGGGGCUCUCCCUGCUGGCCCUCUCGGCCAAUGGCAUCAUGUUUCCUCUUGCAUUUGUGUUGACAAGAGCUCUCCAGUGCACUUUGCAUGCGUCUGGGGUAGAGUCGAGUCUAGUUCAGUCCUGGCUGUCCACUCCCUUAGUCCCUUAUACCUGCGCUUCAAAAGGGUGCACAGACAUGGGGCUAAUGUGGGCACACAGCAUGGAUUUUUUUAUUUUAAGUAGUAUCUGUAUUUAGUACCUAGUGUGUGAUACGCUGAUAAAAAGAAAAGAAAAAUACACACUUUUUUUGUUUUUACAUUUUUUGAAAAUCCCAGGUAUUAUGGUAAUUUGCCCCUUUUCUUUCCUUAUCCAUUAAUCUUUCUCUCUUAUUUUUUUUGCCAUUUAUUUCUUUUCUUUUUGCAUUGUGAAGUGGGCAUGCCUGUUACAAAGGACAAAUGCUCUUUAUCUAUAGGAUUAUAAUCUCUUAAAUAGCUGUGUACAGUAAACUGUAAACUUCUUUUUUAAUAAAAUAUUAAAUAUGU
Xyrauchen texanus (razorback sucker) is the source of this 4335-nucleotide messenger RNA. Its product is annotated as ubiquitin-conjugating enzyme E2 H. Lineage: Eukaryota; Metazoa; Chordata; Actinopteri; Cypriniformes; Catostomidae. Gene Ontology annotation, biological process: ubiquitin-dependent protein catabolic process; protein polyubiquitination. Bases 195 to 746 code for a protein of 183 amino acids. Gene Ontology annotation, molecular function: ubiquitin conjugating enzyme activity. The record is from RefSeq and is a predicted model, not a curated record. Gene Ontology annotation, cellular component: nucleus. The transcript is spliced from 7 exons.